AAGGAAGUGGGGGGCAAACCUCUUUUUGGAAUUAACUCAUGAAGAACAAGGGAGGAAAGCCGAAACUCAAGAGGAAAGGAGCCACGAGUGUAUUUGGCUGUGAUCUGACGGACUAUCUGGAGAGCUCUGCACAAGAUGUUCCCCCAGUUCUGAAGAGCUGUGCAGAAUUCAUAGAGACUCACGGCAUCGUGGACGGAAUCUACCGGCUUUCUGGAGUGACCUCCAACAUUCAAAAGCUAAGGCAAGAGUUUGCCUCCGACCAGUGCCCAGACCUGACAAAGGAAAUUUACCUCCAGGACAUUCACUGUGUUGGGUCACUUUGCAAGUUAUACUUCCGGGAGCUACCCAAUCCCCUCCUCACAUAUGAACUUUACAAGAAAUUCACGGAGGCAGUUUCAAGCUAUCCAAAGGAAGAGCAAUUGGUCCAAAUUCAGAAUGCCAUCCAAGAACUUCCAUCGUCUCAUUACAGGACACUGGAAUACCUGAUCAAGCACUUGGCUCAUCUAGCAUCCUUCAGCAGCAUGACCAACAUGCAUGCCAGGAAUUUGGCCUUGGUGUGGGCCCCUAACCUGCUCAGGUCAAAGGAAAUUGAAGCUGUGGGGUGCAAUGGAGAUGCAGCAUUCCUGGAGGUGCGGGUCCAGCAGUUGGUGAUUGAGUUUAUUUUGAACCACGUGGAUGAAAUCUUUAAUGACCAUGUCUCUGCCAGGCCAAAAGAGACUGAGGAGAAUAAACCCAUUGUGAAGAGCUUGACACUGCCUUCUGCCACCCUUCCCAUGAAGCUAGUGAGUCUGGAAGAAGCUCAGGCUAGAAGCCUGUCAGCGUGCCACCCUGCCCGCAAGGAAAGGAGGGAGAACAGUUUGCCAGAAAUUGUCCCUGCCACAGGCUCUUUCUUUCACACUGUGCUUGACCUACCAGAUGGCAAGAGAAAAUUAUCCACAAAAUCCAAGAAAUGGAAGUCUAUAUUCAACCUGGGUCGGUCUGGAACAGAAUCAAAGUCAAAGCUGAGCCGAAAUGGGAGUGUGUUUGUGAGAGGGCAGAAGCUGUCGGAAAAAGCAACUAUUCGGCCAGCCAAAAGCAUGGACUCGUUGUGUUCGCUUCCAGUAGAAGGAGAUGCUGAGAAAGGCCGCUUCAAGCGCACAGCCGUGGCUGGAGGGUUUUUCGUUCCAAUGACAAAGCCACGGACGGGAGGCCCAAGUGGCUGUUCUGACCUCAACAGGUUGGAGAGCGAAUGGGUCCCCCAAGCAGUCAUGAAAGGUGCAGAGGGGGGCACAGAGGAUGGCGGAGACAAAGAUGCUUCUCAGCCAACCCAAAUCAGGUCCCUCCCUGAGCAGCUGAAAGUGUUCCGACCUAUAGAAGACCCUGAGGGGGAGCAGACCUCCCCAAAGAUUUACCGAAUGUUUUACACUUCCAAUGAUGGAGCUACCAAAUCAGGAUUCCAUGGGACUCUCUUCCCCCUGGAGGCCUCCCCUCGACAUCAGCGCAAAGCCUUGAAUAUCUCAGAGCCAUUUGCUGUUUCUGUGCCCCUCCGAGUGUCUGCUGUCAUCAGUAUCAACAGUACCCCCUGCCGCACGCCUGCAAAGGAAAAGUCUGUCCUCUCCAGUCUACAAGAAUCUUCUUUCUUGGGGUUAGACAAUGCCAUUUCUUCAGCCUUAGAAGGAGCUAAGCCAGAACAUACUAUAAUCAAGGAGGAAAAGAAGGAGAAGUCCAAACCAGGAACAGAUGCAACUGCUGAAAAAAUAGCAACAGCUAAGAAGCCUGAGUCCUUAGGUGUUCUUCCACGAGCUGCCACAAUGCUGGAGGCCAAGAGCAGUGUCAACAACUCAGCUUUAGGAGAACAGCUUAGCCAGGAACAGAAACCCCAAGCAGAUGGAGAUGAAGCCAGUCAGCUGGAGAUGAAGAAUAGUCCAGAAAGAGGCUCUUGGCAGCAGGAAGGGCCAAGCAGCCAAGUAGAGGACUCCUCACUCCUAAGUGAGCAGGUUGAUGGUGGCCAUUCCAAUGUUACAAUGGAGCCAUUGUGGCCAGAAAUACAACAGGAACUGAAAAUAGUUGAGUCUGAAGAGGAGGCAUCAUUCCCACUGGCACUUGCUCCAGAGACAGCCCACCAACCGCAAGAGUUUAAAUCCAGUCCUGCAUUCCUUCCAUCCGGAGAAGCCAACAAUUUACCAUGUAGUUUGGUGCUACCUCCAACACCAUCCAAAGAAAACACAGUCAGAACCCUUCCAGCUGUACUUCACAUUCCUUUGUUUGGUGCCUCUUCCAAAACAUCAAUAGAGUCAUCUGCCUGUGGUUCUGCGCUGCUCACUGAACAGGAUGGGGUGACUUCCACCUUGCUAGAACUGGAAAAUAUUCCAUAUGAUCUACCUUGUUCAAAGGAAUAUCUGGAGAUGGCAGAGACCAGGAAUGACCUUCCACCUCAGUUUCAAGACUGGAAGCUUUCAUUAGACCAAAAAGAGAAUGCAACUCUUUCAAUAGAUAAAUCAUCACAUCUUAAAGAAAAGCAUGCAGACCAAUCAAAGUGGGAAAAUAAUUCAGUGUUUCGUCAAAGACAGCAGGAAGGUAUUGUUGUAACACAGGCAGAAAAAACUGAUAAAACAUUAUCAGAUCAAAGGGGUCUGGCAUGUUUAAAUAGUAUUAGAGUCUACCAGCUCAAAGGGAGCAUUAUGAAUAAUCAAGGCCAAGACUUUCUGGACCAGCAAGAUGAUGACGCAUGGACAGACCAUGGGCAGAGCUUAGAGUUGGUGGAACCAUGGGAAGAUCACCAUUGGGUCACUAGUCCUCUCCAUUCUCCUACCUUUAAGGACACCCAAGGAGAGAUACUUCAUGAGUUUCAGACACCAUGCCAAGGAAAGGGCAGGGCCCAUUUCAAGAAGCCUUGUUUCAGUCGUAGCUUUUCCUUAGACAGUAAGGACACUGUGAGGAGGCACUGGGCUACCCAGCUGCCUUUCACAUGUACAGAUGAGGAUCAUCUUCAUGAAAACUUUUUAUCAGGAAUCAAGCAGCCCUCACAGGCACUGUGGAGAGGGAGUGACAGAGUAGAAGCUUGGCUGAAUCUUUCGGAGGAACUUUCCAAGUCAGAUGAUUCAAGCAGGAUAUCUCUGAGCCGUGAAGCAGGCUUUGCAGCUAGAGAACUGCCGUCUGAGCAUGAGGGUCUGUAUCCUAUCACUCCUAAACUCUUGGAGGAGAAGGAAACAUAUGAGAAUAGAGAAAAUGAGGAAGUUUUAAAACACGAGUCUCCUUUGCUGCAGUUUAAUUCUGAAAAGAGCAUAAGUUCAAGCAGUCCAGAAAAAGGUACCUCCAGAGUUCAGGAGUCUGGCAGCCCUGCACCUGCUGUCAUCAAAGAUCCAUGCUUUGCCAAAGAAUUACAGAGUGGUAAAAAUGAAGGCAUCUCACAGAAAGAGAAAACAAGGCCUUCUUCUCUGAAUCUUGAAUCUGUCCUUCCAGCUGCCAACCUUUAUAACUUUGAGAGUCUUUCUGUGCCCAUUCCAUCUAGGAACGUAGUCUGUGCACCAAAAGAGAUUAGGGGAAGUGAUUCUGUCCCAUCAUUACCUGUUGCCUGCCCAAAUAGGGAUAAAGCAGAUCUUUGGGGUUCUCGUUUUGAUCACCAAGACCUAGACCUAGACUACAUAAUGAUGGCUCACGCUGUUACAGGGCGGCGUAACUCUGCACCAGUGAGUGUCUCGGCAGUGAGAACAUCUUUCAUGGUUAAGAUGUGCCAGGCUAAAGCUGUGCCCGUUAUUCCACCCAAGAUUCAGUACACUCAGGUCCCCCAGCCUCUACAGACACAGAACCCCAACUUCAGGGCUCAAGAAAACAAGGAAUCAGAAACCAACAAUGGCCAACAUAAGCCAGCUCAAAAUUCUGAGGGUCAGCUACAGCCUCCCAAGAGUCCACAGGGAGACAGAAAAGGGAAAGAAAAUAACGGUGCAGCCCUUAUGGAUUCAGUAGCAACUGGAAAGGUAGAACCAUCCCUCUCCAAUCAUAAUUCCACCCAAGAUAUACCUAUACUUCGCCGAAAGCGUACUUCUGAAGGAGAGACCACAACAGACAACCCGCAGUGCUCAAAAAUGGAGAGACCAUCAGGGAUUUCCAAGCCUUCGUACAGAUGUAGGCCAGGGAGACCUCAGAGCCUUAUCCUGUUCAGUCCUCCCUUCCCCAUCAUGGACCAUCCAUCUUCCUCUGUAGAUUCCAGAGUGUUACUUUCUCCCAUAAGAAGCCCCUCACAAACUACAUCUCCAGAGCUUGUUUCUGAUGAUUUGUCAGGGACCACCCUGGAGGGGGUCACUCUUCGGAACAAGAUGACCAUUCCCAAGAAUGGCCAGAGACUAGAGACUUCCACAAGCUGUUUUUACCAACCACAGAGGAGGUCAGUGAUUCUGGAUGGGAGAAGUGGGAGGCAGAUAGAAUAAUGCCCACUUCCCAACACUUCUCUUCCCUGGUGGAUGAGAUGGGAGUGGUCACACUGAGAACUAGGAUCAUCAUCCCCCUACUAUUCAAAAAGAACUUGUUUGCCAGCUCCCAAUGAUGCUUAUUUUACAGAUAGUUACUUUGAAUUUUUGGGGGGUUUGGCCUCCCGGCCACAUGAGUAAUGGAUAUGUCAGCAAAGCAACAUUGUUCGUCAAGUAAAGUAGCAGUUAGUCCUUGUUUUGUCAUCCAAAGACUCUCCCUCAACCCUCAGCUUCUCAACAACAUUCCAGCAACAGAUAAGAACUGUGGGGGGUCAACUCGACAACACCAACUUCCUGUUUGAUUUUGAUUGGUUGUAUCCCUGCAUUCCCAGUCAGCAUCUCCUUUUUUACUUGCUUAUGUGCAAACGUAUAAGGAACUUUGUGAUGUGAAUGAUAAGUGUGAAGGGCACUCAGAUAAAGAGUGGCAUGGGGAGGAGUAUGAUAUCUUUGAGCUAAACUGAUGGGCAGUUGUUGAAGGUAAGCCCCUGCUUGCUUAAAUAGGUUUUGCUCCUGAAGCAUAUUUUUCUCUAUACUUUUGUUUGUUAAUACAGAGCUAACUGCAGGGUUUUAUAUUAGUUGACUAUACAGAUUUGUACCAAUAGCUGUCUAAAACUACUUGCUCUCUCAAAGGUUGGUGUCAUUAGUGCAGUACCAAAGAGAGACUCCACCUCCCCUGCUGUGAUCCUAUUGAGGCUCUUCUGGAAAGCACUGGCAGUGACUACCCUGCUAUUUUGACUGUAGUGACAGUCACAGGUCUUAGUAUUUACUGAAGGACAGGUAGACAGGGCAGUUGCAAUAACUGGUGCUCUUUAUUUCAGGAACAUCCCAGUAGGGUUUCUUUAUCUUCCGUAAGAAGUGUUGCUGCUGUUUGUUCUUUAAGCUGCCAUUUACUUGGCAUCAUCAGGGCUGUAGGUGGCAAGGAUUUAAGAUCUGAUUAGGAAAAAAAAUCCUGAUGCUAAUUCAUGGCUGAGUCACUAAGCGGGGACUUUGAGCUUUAGGAAUUAAAAAAAAAUUAAAUCCCAAAGAACAAGGUCUAGAUCACAAAGCGGCAAUCUACAUUCACAUUUUUUCUCUCCAGAAUGCGUUGUAGGUGGCUCUCAGGUAUGAUUGCACAUAAAGAUGUAGAUAAGACAUGCUGUAGUGUGAAUUAGAAUAUACAUGGAAACCCUCAAGGACUUGCAGGAAGCAUCUCAUUUCCCCUUUCUUCACUAUUUCCACUUUCCCUUUCCUGAAAGCUCCAUAGCCUUCCACCAUUUCCUGCUGCCUUAUCGCUUUCCCACCCAACAAGCAACCUACAUUUAUCUUCCCUAUUAUCCUCAUGUUCCCUGGCCCCAAGCAGGUUGUACCCAGGAAAACUGUGGCCCAGCUGUGUGGUGCUGGCCACUGUGCCAGGCCCACUUGCAUGGAGGGAACCUUGUGAGAGUACCUUAAUUUCCCCGGUAUCCCUCCCCACACUAUUUCCUCUUUCCCUUUCCUGGCAUGCCCCAUAUCCUCUCACAUUUUCCUGCCUCGUUUCCUCCUUUCAGCAAUUUACCAACCUACCUUUUAUCUACCUCCCAUCUUCAGCUGUAUUUAUUAUUUAUAUACUUCAUCUAUAUCCCGCCUUCCUUCACAGUGGGGACCAAAGCCGUGUACAUUAUUCUUCUCUUCUCCUUUUUAAUACUAAUUACAGUUCUGUAAAGUAGGCUAGACUGGAUGUAUAUUACUGGCCAGAAAUCACCCAGUGAGCUUCUAUGGCAAGAUGGGGAUUUGAACCUGGGUUUCCCCGACCCUACUCUGAAGCUCUAGCUGCUACGCUACUCUGGCUUUAAUAGGCUGUUGAACUGUAGCAAGCUGCUAGGCCUAACUGAACUGUGCAAAUUAGGUGGUUUUUGCCAGGCUCCGGGUGGGAUGUGGAAAUUUACUGGAAUUACAACUGAACUUCAGAUGACAGACAUCUGUCCACAUGGAGAAAUUGGCUGCUUUGGAGUGUGGACUCUAUAGCAUUAUAUCUGACUUAAGCCUCUUCCCUCGCCAAAUCCUUCCCUCCUCAGACUCCACUACAAAUUCUCCAGGAAUUUCCCAACUUGGUGCUGAUAACUCUAAUCAGGCAUGGCCUAAAUGAGUCCUCCCUCAAAGGCCAAGAAAGGCCUGGAAAGGAUCCUGCCCCUCCCCCUGCCUUUUAUUCACAGAAACUCUAAGCCUGGAAUCUUGUGGUUGCCUAGUGACAGACAGUGAGGGAUUCUGUUGCUUAAAGCUACAGGCAUGCCUUUGUUCAUUUUAUUUGUUUUUAAAAUACCUCAAAGUAUUUUUUAAUUACAUUUUUUUCAUGAACCUGGGUCCCUUUUCAGGUCUUUAGAAAGGUCUGUUUUGUCCAUUCACAGCUCCAGUCACUGGAUUUAAGUAUCCUUAAAUGUGGCUGGUUUCUCUCUUAGCAUAUAAGAUUAUAGCAUGCAACAAAAUGUCAUGUUUGAAUAGGAUAGCUGCACUUUUGCACAUUGUACCAAAACUCUAUAGUCCCCUGUAACUCACUAACUACUUUUGACUCAUGUACACCUGCCUGGUAUCAGCAGCCCUCAUUGUAAAAAAAACCCCUUUCCCCUCAAAAAAACCUCUUCAAGAAGUAGCAUGGAUGGCCCAAAUGUUUGAGACUCUAAUGGUCUGAAUGUCCAUUGGACACAUGAAGCUACCGUCUCCUAAAUCAGGGCCUUGGUCUAUCAAGUUUGUCUCCACAAACUGGCAGCAGUUCUUCAGCAUCUCAGAUAGAGGUCUUUGACCUUCUGCCCGACCCCAUUAACCGGAGUUACCAAAGGUUGAAUCUGGGAUAUUCUGCUUGCCAGUUUGUGGCAAUGAGCAACAGCUCCCCUCCCCUCUCAUGAGGAAAUAUUGAGUUUGUUUUGCAAAAUUCUCUGGUAGGUGGAAGAGUUUAGUCACUCCCAGAGCAUGUUAUUUCCUGGUUUGUAAGGGAGAAAAGAGUGAUACUGCCUUUAUUUCCACCCGUUGUUCUUUCGAGUGAAGACAUACCUAUGGUGACAUUUUAGAUCCAAGGAUGAUGCACGUUGAGUUCAUAGAGCACAGAGUAUCUGUCAGAGUUUGUGGUAGCUGCAUGUGCCAUCAGGUUUAGUCAUGGCAUAGUAAUUGUUUAUAAGAUUUCAAAAAAAAGAGCAAAGGAGAGAUAAGAAUGUCAUCUUUUGUCUUCAAGUGCACAGGGUGGAGCCUUGUUGGGCUGCCCUUUUAAAUACAAAUAAGGUAGAAUCGGUGUACGAGUGAAGCAAGAUAUAUGAAUAGAAGGAGAAAGAUUAAUGUGGUAUUCUUCGUGAAUAGCAGGGAAAGUUUACUUGUCUAGGCAGAAUGGAUGAACUAUUUAUCUACAUGAGAAGGGAGGUGUACAGUGCUCACCUGGAGGGAAGGGAUGGCCCCUUCGACAAACAAAACCUGGGAUUUGCUUUAGACGUUUGACUCAUUUGUCAACAUCGGAGAAGUUUUCUGAAACAGAGUUUCAUAUGACUUCAACAUAUGUUCAAGUGAUAACAUGAAGGAACAGCACUGAGGCCUGAGCAGUUUCCACUGACGGCUGUUUCAAAACCUCAAGUUGCGAACCAGAACUUAUUGCUAGGCUUUUCUGUCUUCGGAGAUUUUUAAAAAAAUAACUGAACUGAUUAAUUUUGUGUUAUAUUUUAUAUAUAAACAGAACAUAUAUAAAUAUGUUAAAAUGUAAUUAAAAACCUAAGUUGUUUAAGCAGCAUCCAUCGCGUCCGUGAAUCUUGAGUGCUCCGACAUAUAAACAUUAUUCUUCGCUGAAAAUGCUUUUCCCAAACCUUUUAUAAAGAAUAAAUUUGAGGUGCAACAUUUUAAUCCCACCUAUUAGGAAUAAAUCUCUGUUGUCCCACCUGUAUUACCUCUUGGGCUGCUCCGAUACCAACUAGUUUAGCUCAUUUCCAUCCACCAGUGAAGAUUGAGCAGCCAAUUAAUCGACAGGCUGCUCAACUGUUCAUAACUUGUUCACUUAUAUUUACUGGAACAGGCUGCUUGCAAGUCAUCAGAAGCCAACUUCCAGUUGCUAAGGGAUCAGCUGGGAGACCGCAUCUGAUCUUCUGCUGGGGCAGUUUUUUUGGUGGGGACAGAGAUCAGGAGCUGACUCCUGGCUUCUAAUCUGCUGUACCGAAAAACCAGCUGCUGCCAUGACUGGUUGAGAUGGAAGAAGGGAGGGGGGGCGGUGUUCAGAAGCCCAGCUGAUUUCCCUUCUUUUUCCCACUGUCUGUUCGGGCUGCAGAGAGAAAGGAAUUCUUCCUCCUCUGGCUUUUGCAAUGCAAAGAUCAAAAGUGUUGCUUCUGUCCAGCCCAACUUGGAGGGGAGGGAAACGAAACAAGCUUUUUCUCCUUUCCCAUUUUCCACUUCACUGGGUAGCUAUUUUUUUGGGAGGGGGUGGAUUCAACUUUUGAUCAGCAGAUAACUAUAUAUUUGUUUGGCAACUGUUCGAGUUGCUUGAUGCAAUCCUGACAUAUCUCUGAUUGGUUUGCAGUCUGACCACGAGUGUUGAACAAGGUAAGAUCGUCUGCCAAACAGGCUUCCUGGGAAAUUUGUGGUAUCUGAUAUUGUCUCUGUACCAGGUUUAGGCUACCAUUUUGCACUCAAGCAUAGGAAAAACAAAAUACCUACCUGUGAGAAUGUUGGUGAGCUGGCAAAAAAUCGGGGAAGGUUGAACUUGGCCUAGUGGCACUGAUGACAUCCCAGGGAUUCACCUUGGAUUUAGCCAGUGGCUAUACACGUCUGGGAAAUGAUGAGAAGGAUAAGCCACACCUGUUGCCUUCUUCCACAGAGGUGCCAGUGCCUUGGUUGUGUGGGUAGGAAAUCUGGCCCUGAGUGCCAAGCAAUAUGUUGUCUACCCUUGCUGAAUACUCACAGCUAGGAACCUUGUAGCCUACCCAAGCCACUAAUAGCACAAUUCAGAUAUGGGGGGUGGGGGUAAGGAGUGCUGAGGCAGCUGGGGAUGUCUUGGCAAAGGCAGAGACAUACCACCUCCAAAGGGGCUCCAGGCAAUGCAGGCAGGAGGGACAUUCGAAAUCUUUCCUACUGCCCAAAGAGCCCAAUUGAAGAAACAGACUUACACCACUGUUUUUACAGCAUAAGGCUGAUGGCCUGGGGGCAUUCCCAGUGCCAAAGUUCUAUGGAAGCUCUGUGGACCAGGCUCCCUUCUGGACCUGGUGCUGUGCACCUCUGCAGUGCUCAGCUGCCUUCCAGUUUGCCAUCUCUGCUGGUGUAAGUGCCAAUUAUAUCAGCAGGGUGGGCAAACAUGCCAGCAUGGCCCCAUGCCAGCUCCUGAAACUGCUUGGCCCUCCCCUCAUGAUUGUAAGUCUAGCUCUCGUUGAGGCCAUUUGAUCUAUGGACCUAACCCUCUGAAAUUUAGUUAACUAUAGUGUGGAACUAUAUUGUGAAAGUAUAAUGGCAAGCUAUUCUAUAUGGAGACAUGCAUACAGAAAGAAAGAACGAAAACACACACACACACACACAUCAAGCUUCCCCCCCACCCCCACCCAGUGAUUUGGUACCAUAAGAUACAAGGAGAUGGUCUACACCCUAUACUCCCAGUACAAGACUUGCUUGGGUACUAUUCUGUCUUGCAAACAUUAGUAAAAGUUGGAGAUCUGUGUACACUGAGGUACUUCAACUGGGGGGAAAAACCCAGCAUCUGAGAAAAAAAUUUUCAGUGUGUUUAACAUUCUCCUUUUCUUAAAGCUCCAUUUCCCAGUCUGUAAACUGAGGUGGCCAAAGCUAGCUGCUCAUCUUGACUAAUCCCAUUCAGUUUAGAGGAAAAUGAGAGAGACCACACCUGCAAUCUGUGAAAAGAUGAAGAAGUCUGGGAUAUUCGUUGUCAUGUUGCAUUGCUUUUGGUAUUGUUUUCAUGAAAUGUUGCUGUUUGUGCAGACUAUCUGCUUUUGUGCCUUUAUUGCUUUAGAGUUUGGACAAGGUCUCAGUCAUGACGUUUAACUGGAGUUUUAAUUUUUUCAACAAAAUUAUAUGUGUCCUGUUGAUA
Messenger RNA from Sphaerodactylus townsendi, 10458 nucleotides. RefSeq names its product Rho GTPase activating protein 31 (gene ARHGAP31). Bases 39 to 4406 code for a protein of 1455 amino acids. The record is from RefSeq and is a predicted model, not a curated record. Gene Ontology annotation, biological process: small GTPase-mediated signal transduction. NCBI's taxonomy places the organism in Eukaryota, Metazoa, Chordata, Lepidosauria, Squamata, Sphaerodactylidae. Gene Ontology annotation, molecular function: GTPase activator activity. The transcript has 12 exons.